AUGUCCCGACCUCCAGCGCCGUCGCCGAUACAUCCUCCAAACCUCUCCAAGACCACCACCCAAAUGGCCAUGACCGAGACGCAGAACCUCCCGCACUUUCCUCCGCCGCCCUACCUUGACCCCUACCGCCGCCUGCCCCAGCCUGUCCAGCUUCCUCCCCUCUCCGUGCCGAGGGAUCCCGUGCGACCUGACUUCCCGCCCUUCUUCUCGCCCUCCCAGCGCUCUUUGCCCUCCAUCUCCACGCUCUCCACCGUCUCCGCUCCCGCCCAGUCAAGACCUGAGCCGCCCCGCCCACCCCUCCGCUCGGCCGCUCCCGUCGACAAGCUACUCUCCUCGAAUCCGUACACGCCGCCCCGCUCGGAUCCUCCCUACUCCCCUCCCCUGCAGUAUGGUCGCACAGUUUCCCCGAGGUCACAGGUAGAGACCAGGGCCCCUCAUCCCCGCCCGGUGGCGCGCUAUCCGGAGGAGCCUCGUCCAAUCCAUCAUCCGGAGCCUGUGUACCCGCCUCAAGCAAAUCCUCCACCACCACCCCCGCCGCAGAGACAGCAAUCCUACCAGCCGCUGCCGUCCCCCAGCUACACUUCCAGCUAUCCGCCGAGCAACGCCUCGUACCGCGGAUCCAUUGACUCGCAUCGAGGGUCCGCUGCGUCCAGCUACGGAGCAGUUGCGACUUACCCCGAGCCUGUGGCUCCUCCGCCCGCACAAAGACCUCCACCCCCUCUUCCUCCUCCGCCUGCCGUAGCCGCCGGCCCCAGCAUCGUUCCGAGUGCUUCCUACCGCGGGCCACAGCCGGACAAGACGCAAUAUGAGUACAAACUCGUGGUGCGGCAACAACCAGUUGCCGCCCGUGCAUGUGGGUUUGGAGAGCGUGACCGGAGGGUGAUCGACCCUCCGCCCAUCAUCCAGCUCCUGGUGACGGACCCCAAAACCGGGCAGUCGGAUCCGGACGAGCUGCGAUAUUCGUUGAAUGUUGUGCAUUGCACACUCUGGAACGCCGACGGAACCAACGAGGAGACGGCACUGAUCCAGCCUGACCGGAGAACAACCCGGCGCCUCAUGGGCCAGCUGGUCGCGUCACCCUCGGUUGCCAAAGACGAGCACGACGUUGAAGGCUGUUUCUUUUGCUUCCCCGAUCUGUCAUGCCGCACGCACGGCAGAUAUCGCCUUCGUUUCGUCUUGAUGCGGAUCGACCCGAUGAACCUGCAUGUCGGAGGACUGAUGCCCAUCCUCACCGAAGUCUUGAGCGAAGUAUUCACAGUCUACACUGCCAAGGACUUCCCGGGGAUGCGGCCCAGCAGCGCGCUAACGCGGGCGCUGAAGUUGCAAGGAUGCAACAUCCAGGUCAAGAAGGGGAAUGAGAAGGCUCUGGCGAGGAGGCGAGCCAGCCACAUCAGCGACGAAGACGACCACGGGGACAACGAUUCGCAUUCAGGGCGCAAAAGGCGCAGAGAGUAG
This is a messenger RNA of Diplodia corticola, 1455 nucleotides long. Its product is annotated as vea protein. The transcript is spliced from 2 exons. Bases 1 to 1455 code for a protein of 484 amino acids. The record is from RefSeq and is a predicted model, not a curated record. Lineage: Eukaryota; Fungi; Ascomycota; Dothideomycetes; Botryosphaeriales; Botryosphaeriaceae.